Molecule: messenger RNA, 1704 nt
Organism: Gracilinanus agilis (Agile Gracile Mouse Opossum)
Lineage: Eukaryota; Metazoa; Chordata; Mammalia; Didelphimorphia; Didelphidae
Gene: LDHA
Product: lactate dehydrogenase A
Exons: 8
Coding region: 77-1075 (332 amino acids)
Biological process (GO): carboxylic acid metabolic process
Cellular component (GO): cytoplasm
Molecular function (GO): L-lactate dehydrogenase (NAD+) activity
Source: RefSeq, a predicted model, not a curated record
CCGGGAGCAGCAGCCUCACGUACAUCUCUGACUUCUUCGUACCCUGACCAGCAAUCAGAUUCCUUCCCCCAAGAAGAUGGGAACUGUCAAGGAUCAGCUGAUCUUGAAUGUCCUAAAGGAAGAACAGACUCCCCAUAACAAGAUAACUGUUGUUGGGGUUGGUGCAGUUGGCAUGGCAUGUGCCAUCAGUAUCUUAAUGAAGGAUUUGGCUGAUGAACUUGCCUUAGUUGAUGUUAUAGAAGAUAAACUAAAGGGAGAGAUGAUGGAUCUCCAACAUGGCAGCCUUUUCCUCAAAACACCAAAGAUCGUCUCAAGCAAAGACUAUUCUGUGACUGCCAACUCAAAGCUGGUCGUGAUUACUGCUGGGGCCCGUCAGCAGGAAGGAGAAAGUCGUCUUAAUUUGGUCCAGCGUAAUGUGAAUAUCUUCAAGUUCAUCAUUCCCAAUAUUGUUAAAUACAGCCCUAAUUGCAAGUUGCUUGUUGUCUCCAAUCCAGUGGAUAUUUUGACAUAUGUGGCCUGGAAGCUAAGUGGCUUUCCUAAAAACCGUGUUAUUGGAAGUGGUUGCAAUCUGGAUUCUGCCCGUUUCCGUUACCUGAUGGGGGAGAAACUUGGUAUCCAUUCUUCAAGUUGUCAUGGAUGGAUCCUUGGGGAACAUGGAGACUCAAGUGUUCCUGUAUGGAGUGGUGUGAAUGUUGCUGGUGUCUCUCUGAAGAGUCUUCAUCCUGCUCUAGGAAGUGAUGGUGAUUCAGAGCAUUGGAGAGAUGUUCAUAAACAAGUAGUUGAAAGUGCUUAUGAGGUGAUCAAGUUGAAGGGCUACACUUCCUGGGCCAUUGGCUUGUCUGUGGCAGACCUGGCAGAAAGCAUCAUGAAGAAUCUUAGGAGAGUACAUCCGAUUUCCACCAUGAUUAAGGGCUUCUAUGGCAUUAAUGAAGAUGUCUUCCUUAGUGUUCCAUGCAUCUUGGGGCAGAAUGGCAUUUCAGAUGUGGUGAAGGUUACCCUGACUCCAGAGGAAGAGUGCCGUUUGAAGCAGAGUGCAGACACUCUUUGGGGGAUCCAGAAGGAGCUGCAAUUUUAAAGCCUUCUAAUAUGCUUCCACUUUACUGUCUAGAGAACAUGAUAGUGGUUAAGGGAUGAUGUAUGAUGCACAUUUCAAGUGGGUCAAAUCUUUCCUCGGAUGAGUGAUUCAACACCAAUAGAAAGCAGAAAUAUAAAUCCUAUGAACAUCUACAGUUUAGAGAUGGGGAAUAUAGUACAGUGACUCCUAUUUGUUAAAUCCUGUUUGCGAAACCCUGUUGUUGCACAGUGAUGCUGGGUAUGACUGGUCUUGUACCAAAGUCAUGAAGUGCUUGUUUGUCAAGCUAAGUCAGCUCCCCACAGGUAUGGUACUGCCUGCCUUGUAGGUGCUACCAGCUCCUACUUACCCCUUAGAUCCAAAAGUCAGUUUUUGGUUCCUGUAUUCACACCACCAUACAGUAGUAAUACUCUGCUGAUGGACUGAUUACCUUUGGGGGCGGGGGGCUUACCCAUUAGAGUUCUACAGUAUUUCCCCAUGCAUCACUUUUCCAGAGGACCCAGUUCUGUCUACUAUAUAUAUAUAUCAGUAGUUGUACAUUUCAAUUAUAAAAAGGAUCUAUAUAGGUACAACAAUUCAAUUCCUCAUGUGUCAUACUAACCCAAAUAUUGAAUAAACAACAAAUAACUUAU